Messenger RNA from [Candida] anglica, 825 nucleotides. The record is from the annotation of a GenBank genome assembly. Lineage: Eukaryota; Fungi; Ascomycota; Pichiomycetes; Serinales; Debaryomycetaceae.
AUGUCAUUCUUUCAAAACUUUAAUGCACAUUCAUUAAGGUCAACUAGAGGCUUCAAGUUGAAACAAACCUCACCAAUAUCUAGUCCGCAGCCAGUAUCGAACUCGACGUUCCCUGCAACACCUAUACCCAACCAAUAUUCUCUGGAUGGACCCAUUCAAACGAUUAACUUGUCACAUGCUGGAUCAAACGGAAACAAUGCUCAACCAGUCUCUUCACAUAAAGAUAUCAGAAGUUACGCUGAACAAACAUUAGGUUCUGAUAAUGCCUUGAUCCAAGCGGUGAAGCUUCCUCUAGAUGAAGAUGUCAAUGAAUGGCUUGCAGUACAUGUGGUUGAUUUCUACAAUCAAAUAAAUAUGUUAUAUGGAGCUAUUACUGAGUUUUGCUCACCGGUAACAUGUCCUCGUAUGAUUGCCACUGAAGAAUAUGAAUAUUUGUGGCAGGAGACGAACGGUCCGGGAGGCUCGGGUGCUUCAAGAUCGGCUCUGCCCAAACGCCCGGUAUCUCUCCCUGCUUGUGAAUAUAUUGAGAAUUUAAUGAACUGGAUCCAAAACUUUUUCGAUAAUGAUAAUACUUUCCCCUCCAAAAUUGGAGCUCCAUUCCCACUGCAAUUCCAAGCCUUGGUUAAAACCAUUUUCAAAAGAUUAUUUAGAAUCUAUGCUCAUAUCUAUUGUCAUCAUUUCCAUGAGAUCUCUGAAUUGGGAUUACAAAGUCAUUUGAACACAAGUUUGAAACAUUAUGUUUUGUUUGCCAAUGAAUUUUCUUUAAUUAGUUCAAAAGAUUAUGGUCCAUUAGAAGACUUGGUUGAUCAAAUGCUAAAGAAAUAA